This is a messenger RNA of Aspergillus uvarum CBS 121591, 527 nucleotides long. RefSeq lists its product as uncharacterized. The record is from RefSeq and is a predicted model, not a curated record. The coding region runs from base 153 to 317 and encodes 54 amino acids. The transcript has 2 exons. Lineage: Eukaryota; Fungi; Ascomycota; Eurotiomycetes; Eurotiales; Aspergillaceae.
CCCACCUAGCAAUAUCCAUUCCAUUGUACAAACACCACUUUUUCGACAAUAAUCCGAAUCUCGCACUUUCGAAUCAAGAUCAAUAUGCCGAAUCCCAUGAGCAAGUCCGAUAGCUCGCGGAUUCAAUCCAGCCAGGCCAAAGGCGGGGGGACAUGACCUCGGGUGGUUUUGCAGCGCGGGCCCGAGCCGCCGGCGACCGACAUGCUAGCUCAGCAAGCACCAGCACCGGCGCAGCAUACUCAUCUUCUGGUUCAUCCCAGCAAGGAACCACCAGCUCGGGUGGCGGAUCUCAGCAGUCGAGUGCUGCAAAGAGAUGAAAAAGUGCAGCGAAGAGUGGUGGCGGGGUUCCCAGAUUGUAGUACAUUGUGAUAUCUCAUGAUUCCGUACUCGGAGGCUUAGUGGUUGUUUUUGACGGGAGUCGAGCCAAGGUAUGUAAAUUAGUAAAUUGUUAGUCGUGUGGCCAAAUUGUGCUAGAAGCUCAUGCCGUUCUCCAAUGACUAUGACCUGAAAUGCAAAUUUAUAGAGUG